This is a messenger RNA of Plasmodium coatneyi, 4218 nucleotides long. RefSeq lists its product as uncharacterized. Bases 1 to 4218 code for a protein of 1405 amino acids. The transcript is spliced from 2 exons. The record is from RefSeq and is a predicted model, not a curated record. NCBI's taxonomy places the organism in Eukaryota, Apicomplexa, Aconoidasida, Haemosporida, Plasmodiidae.
AUGAUGGAGAGCGACAAGGGAAAGCAUUGCUAUCCCCCGGAACAUUGCAGUCCAUACGGAAUUUUCAAUAGUAUAACAAAAUGCUACCUCUGCAAUGAAAGCAAUGUUGAGUCUUUCAUUUUUAACGAAGAGGGGAUACCCCCGAAUAGCGCAGAAGGGCAUAACCAUGCAACCGCUAACGAAUGCGCAGGUGCACUAAAAGGUGAAUGCGCUUGUGGCGGUCUUUUAUACAAAGGGAACCUUGAAGAGAGUGUAAAUAUCAAUUAUACAGAUCGAAGGAGUGCUUCUACAUUAGCAAAAAGGGAGGAAGGAACGAGCGAAAAUGAUACUAAACCUGUUGACCUUAAAAAUGGAAUAAGUAGCUAUGCCUAUCUGGGAGAAAGGACAUCACAUAUAUUGCAAACAAAUGACUCUUUUCGUCGGAGCGUAAUUUAUACAUCAAACGAAACGCCAACAAAUAGGACAUACAUUCCGAGGGUAAACUCUGAUCAGAAGAUAAAAGUGCACAGCGAUCUUUACGUUUAUGUUGAGGAAUGUCGCCUACAGGGGGAAACGCGCGAGGGUACCACAAGAAGAGACCGACAUAGCACGAGAAGUAGUCUUAAUACUCCUCUGAGUGAAGAUAAACCGUUUAACUACACACGUAAGAAGGACCAUCUGCAAAUGAUGGACAAUACGAGCAGCACAUACCACCCCGACGAUGAGAACACCUAUGUCUAUGAUAACCUAACGGGGCAUAACGGCACAAGAGAUGAGUUAACACUGAAAAAAAUGAAAACAACGAUCCAUCUUGGUGAUAAGUUAAAGGAACUCUCUAAAUCUGAAUACAUAGCGAAGCAUUCAGAACCGUUUGGCAGCUCUGAAAUUAAAGAACACGAUGCAGUGUCACCAUCCUUGGUGGAUAAGGAACUGACUAGGCAUAAAGAGUCUAACAGCAAUAAUCACCAAAAUGGGGGCACCUGUACAGAUGGAGCAGUAACAACGGAAGCAUGCAAGAAGGACGUUUGUUUUUCUGUGAUUAAUUCUACCACAGAAGGGACAAAUGUACAACCACAGCUCCUUGACAACUUUAGUCAAACUGUUGGAAAGAAAAAAAGAAUUUUAAAAAUGAAGAGGAGACUAAAAAUUGGUCUAAAAGGAAGAAGAAAGAAAAGAACUAAAAAUGCCUUUUUGAAGAAAAAGCCAUAUAAUGGAAACAAACAUCGUGUUAGUAAAACAAAAAAAAAGAAAGGCACCUCCUCGAGAAAGAGAAUCCCAAUGAGUAAAGGAAAAAAGGGCUAUGAGCAUAGGGGGAAUAAAAAAAGGAAUAAGUUGGGAUCGAAAAAUGCUAAGGAUUAUGCUCCAUUCAAAUUUCCAAUUAGGAAGAGAGACAAAAAGAUUCCAUCAGAUAUGCAAAAAAGGGUGAAUGAGAACAUCGCUGAGCUCAUUUAUUCCAAGCUGCAUGACAAGAACCGGAAAAAUAAGCCAAGAGAAAGUGAGCCCCCGAUCAUGAGUCAGACAAAGUUUGCUAAAAGAAAAUCACAAAAAAAUGGGGGAAAAAUAAAAAAGGCCAAGGAAGUUAAAAGAGACAAAAGGCUUCAAGAAGUAGCGAAAAAUAGUAUAGAGCUGGACGAACAUAAAAAUUUGAUAACCCAAGAUUAUAUUCCCACGGAUGAUGUUGAAGAGGCGUCUAUCCUAAAUGACCAAGUGAAUUUAGAUGAGGUAAACAUCAUACCGGGAAAAGAUUCAGACGGUUUUCCUAUCCCUAAUGUGGCCACCAAAAGUGCUGGUAGUGGCUCGUACUAUUUUUGCCUGAGUGAUGAUGUGAGUAACUCCUCCUACAGAUCAUUCUUUGUGGAUGCCCACAGUUUUGACCUUUUAAAGAUCACUGAAUAUUAUGACCGUACAGAUGGUGUGCAUUACACCGGUAAGGCGGAAGAGGAAGAAGAAGGGUACAACGAUGUGGCUAAAAGGGGAAAGGGAAAGGUGGAAAAUAGUAACCCAGAAAGUUGUACCAAUUUGAAAUCCCGCGUGGGAAGUGGAGCCAACUGGAUGGAUCUCACCAACGUAGAAGUUGGACAAAAAAAAAAUGUCGCAAGAAAUGCAAAAAAAAGUUUCCAUAGUCGCAAUGGUGGCAUAAGCGCAGAAGAAGUGAGGUCCAUAUGUGGAGGCGAUUACACCACCUUGGACGAAAACGAAGAAAGAUUGACAUUUGCAGUUCUGAGGAAGGUUGCCAGAUUUCUCAACGGCGAAAGUGGAAACGUACAAUCAAGUGAAACAAUGAAAGAAAGCACAAAAAGUUUUAACAUUGACAGGGAUGGAGAAAGAGUAGACCCAUUGGUAAGUAAUCCCCCCAUAGACAAAUAUCCGCAGGAUGGUCUUUUUUUCGAAAUGGUGACGAGCACAAGCGUGGUAAAAAGCAGGAGCGAUGAUUCCUUUUUCGAAAAAGCCAUUCUCAAUACAGGUGUGGAGAACUCAGAACUGAUGGAUACGUGCACGUAUAGGCAAUCCUGCGAAAAGGACAAGAACCUGUUCCUGCUUCACUCGAACUUGUUGAAGCAGCGCUCCUUUUUCCAUCAACACGGGACACUGGAAAAUGAAGUAAUGUAUAUUCUAAACAGCUUAACAUUUUAUUCUCACAAAUUGAAGAAUGUACUGAACUAUGCAAUAGGGAGGUGUCCAAAUGGGGACUUCCUACAGGUUAAGUUACUUACCCUCUGUUUGAUCAAUUUAACCGAAAAGGCAAAGAGGAGUGACGGUCCUGCUGUAUGUUUUAAAAGUGUUUCAAUUUUAAUGCAUGAAUUGUUGGGGCGAGUUCGCUAUGGUGUGUUGAGCCUCUCCAAAAAUGGGGAAGUCACUAAAUUUGAGCAGGUCAUUAUGAAAACAUACCUCAUAGAGUUGAUUAAAUUGUGCAGACUAUUGAUAGCAUCACUAGGGGGGAUAAAAAAUCCUUCUCCUUUAUCAUCCUCAGGGGAAUUUUCCCCCCACAAUUUGGAAGCAUCCUCAUGGGGGGAGGUAUCCCAAAUGAGCAAAUUAAAGACCUCGCUUGAGAAGCACCUCGUUCGUAAUUCGGAAGACAGAAGGGUUUUCAAACAAUAUGGUAAUGGUAAUGAAAACGUCACCGAUUGUGUGAAGGAAAAGGGAUCAGGAGUGGUGGUCAAUUCAAUCGAUGGCGACAUAAACCAGGUGAGAAAACUCACUAACGAGGAUGUGGAUUCUCAGAAUGGCCACCGUAGCUACUGUGAUAUCUACAAGCUAAUGAAGCGACUGAAAAGGAAAUUGCUCCUCCUACAACAGAACAGUAAAAACAACUCUUCCAGCUUAAGACUGAUGUUGAAAUAUCUGGACAAGUUGAGUUACAUUUAUAGAGUGAACUCUGCGCUGAUGGUUGACCAGAAAGGAGGGAACAUCCCGGCUGACCAACUGGCUGGCCAACUGGUCGACCAAAUGGAUGACCAAAUUAGACGCAUGCUACAAACUGUGGAGGAAAAAAUAACCGCCUGGACGAAGGGAGGCGAAGCCAUUUGCGACAUACCGACUUUAUAUUCUAUAAAAAGUGUGCAAAAGAAAAUGGAGAAAAAUGUCUUUGCCUUUUUUGAGCAGUUAUCAGGGAAGGAUUCCCAUGGGGAGAGGCCCAUUGGCAUUUCUCCCAGAUUACCUAAACGAAACGGGAGUAUGUAUCUAGAAGGGGAAGAAAUGGCACAUGCUGAAACGAACAGUGUUCGAAACGAAUGUCAUAGUAAGCAAGUGAGAGGUCUACAUAAGGGUGGCGACAAAAAAACGUUCGUUGACAACCCCAUGCACAGCUAUCACGACGAAACGGAGCAUCUAGAACGGCUGAAUGAAUGCCUGAAUGAGGUUAUACUGAGCAAGAGGGAGUAUCUAAUCACAAACCCGAAUGGUCAUUACGCCAUGUUGAAGGAGUACAAAGAAGAGUUGUCCCUACUGAAUGACCUUCGAAAUGGUGAAAAUGCUCUAGUGAAUGAUUUUUUAGACCACAUACCCAGCUCGAAGUUCACUAAAAUUUUAGAUGCGUAUGUUAGGGGAACAAGUUCACGGAACAAGAAAAAGGGAAGCGGCCCUCCACUGGAAGGGAAUUCAUACAGAGAGUCCCAUCCACAUUUGAGUAAUGAAGAAUGUCUUAACCACCGAAAUGGGUGUUGUGGUUGUCCUUCACACGAUGGUAGAAUUUUGCAGGACGCCAUUUCCCUAAGCGAGCCUUUUAGCGCUACACCAUAA